AUCGAUGCUCAUCCUCAUCCACCGUCAAAACAAUUUCUCGCCCACUAUACUUCUCCGCCGUUGGAUCACAUCAUAUCCGUGCUAUCACCGCUUGGAUUCAACGGCACACCAGGAAUUUCCAGAUCCUCUAGUAGCUGGAAGAAGCCUAGAAAUUUUCUAGUCCGCCACGUGUAUUUUUUGUCACGCGGGGCCCAACGCCACCAGGGAAUCUUGAAACUUAUAAAAUUCUACACACCAAGGACAGCCUCCAAAGCUCAACUUCAACAGCCAAUAACGUAGUUCCGCGUCGUCUCUCGCCGACUGGUUUUGCGUUCUCCGGUCGACGUCGUUUCAUGGUUCCAAACUAAGGAUUCCUAAUUUAAGCAUAUAAACAUGUGUGGACGAAAUUGGGUUUAGGGUUGGACUGUCACUGUCUACUCUACUCUGCUGGAAGCCGAACGAGCUCAGUUUCUAUUCGUGAGCAUGAACAUGUAGCAGAUAGAGAUGCUCUAAUCUGUUCAAUCCGAUGUUGAUUUUGAGGCGGAGGUCGAAAGUGCAGAAUUCUUCGGAUUUCUCUGAGGUUGAGAAAGACAGAGAGGAUGAUAAGAAGGAUAGAGGAAAGGAGAAACCAAAGCCAAAGCAAGACGGAGGAGAGAGGAGGAUAAAGAAAUGGACAUGCGUAGACAGCUGUUGCUGGUUCAUUGGUUGUAUAUGUUUGAUAUGGUGGUUUUUGCUUUUCUUGUACAAUGCAAUGCCUGCCUCUUUCCCUCAGUACGUAGCGGAGGCGAUCACGGGGCCGUUGCCCGACCCGCCUGGCGUGAAAUUGAAAAAGGAAGGGCUAACAGCCAAGCAUCCGGUGGUUUUCGUGCCUGGAAUUGUUACCGGCGGGCUGGAAUUGUGGGAGGGACACCAGUGUGCUGACGGAUUGUUUAGAAAGCGACUCUGGGGUGGCACAUUUGGGGAAGUGUACAAAGGCUUUGACUUCUAUAUGCUUUUUCUGGAUUUUGCAUAA
Hevea brasiliensis (rubber tree) is the source of this 991-nucleotide messenger RNA. RefSeq names its product phospholipid:diacylglycerol acyltransferase 1-like. Bases 506 to 991 code for a protein of 161 amino acids. The transcript has 2 exons. Gene Ontology annotation, cellular component: cytoplasm. The record is from RefSeq and is a predicted model, not a curated record. NCBI's taxonomy places the organism in Eukaryota, Viridiplantae, Streptophyta, Magnoliopsida, Malpighiales, Euphorbiaceae.